AUGAAGACAAAGGUUGACACAAAAACAAAGGUUGAGACAAAGGUUGAAACAAAUGUUGAGACAAAUGUUGAGACAAAGGUUGAGACAAAUGUUGAGACAAAUGUUGAGACAAAGGUUGAGACAAAUGUUGAGACAAAUGUUGAGACAAAGGUUGAGACAAAUGUUGAGACAAAUGUUGAGACAAAGGUUGAGACAAAUGUUGAGACAAAUGUUGAGACAAAGGUUGAGACAAAUGUUGAGACAAAGGUUGAGACAAAUGUUGAGACAAAGGUUGAGACAAAUGUUGAGACAAAAGUUGAGACAAAUGUUGAGACAAAGGUUGAGACAAAUGUUGAGACAAAUGUUGAGACAAAGGUUGAGACAAAUGUUGAGACAAAGGUUGAGACAAAUGUUGAGACAAAUGUUGUGACAAAUGUUAAGACAAAGGUUGAGACAAAUGUUGAGACAAAUGUUGACACAAAGGUUGGGACAAAUGUUCAGACAAAUGUUGAGACAAAUGUUGAGACAAAGGUUGAGACAAAUGUUGAGACAAAUGUUGAGACAAAGGUUGAGACAAAUGUUGAGACAAAGGUUGAGACAAAUGUUGAGACAAAUGUUGAGACAAAGGUUGAGACAAAUGUUGAGACAAAGGUUGAGACAAAUGUUGAGACAAAAGUUGAGACAAAUGUUGAGACAAAUGUUGAGACAAAUGUUGAGACAAAGGUUGAGACAAAUGUUGAGACAAAUGUUGAGACAAAGGUUGAGACAAAUGUUGAGACAAAGGUAGAGACAAAUGUUGAGACAAAUGUUGAGACAAAGGUUGAGACAAAUGUUGAGACAAAGGUUGAGACAAAUGUUGAGACAAAAGUUGAGACAAAUGUUGAGACAAAUGUUGAGACAAAUGUUGAGACAAAUGUUGAGACAAAGGUUGAGACAAAGGUUGAGACAAAUGUUGAGACAAAUGUUGAGACAAAGGUUGAGACAAAUGUUGAGACAAAUGUUGAGACAAAGGUUGAGACAAAGGUUGAGACAAAGGUUGAGACAAAAGUUGAGACAAAUGUUGAGACAAAUGUUGAGACAAGGUUGAGACAAAUGUUGAGACAAAGGUUGAGACAAAUGUUGAGACAAAUGUUGAGACAAAGGUUGAGACAAAUGUUGAGACAAAGGUUGAGACAAAGGUUGAGACAAAGACAAAGGUUGAGACAAAUGUUGAGACAAAGACAAAGGUUGAGACAAAGGUUGAGACAAAUGUUGAGACAAAGGUUGAGACAAAGAAAAAGGUUGAGACAAAGGUUGAGACAAAGACAAAGGUUGAGACAAAGACACAAAAAGAAACAAAUCUUCAGUCAGCGACUUUUAAAAUAUUAA
Molecule: messenger RNA, 1347 nt
Organism: Biomphalaria glabrata
Lineage: Eukaryota; Metazoa; Mollusca; Gastropoda; Planorbidae
Product: ring-infected erythrocyte surface antigen-like
Exons: 1
Coding region: 1-1347 (448 amino acids)
Source: RefSeq, a predicted model, not a curated record